Vanrija pseudolonga is the source of this 672-nucleotide messenger RNA. RefSeq names its product putative protein YyaT (gene yyaT). The transcript has 6 exons. Gene Ontology annotation, molecular function: N-acetyltransferase activity. Lineage: Eukaryota; Fungi; Basidiomycota; Tremellomycetes; Trichosporonales; Trichosporonaceae. The coding region runs from base 7 to 516 and encodes 169 amino acids. The record is from RefSeq and is a predicted model, not a curated record.
CGAACAAUGACCGCCGCGCCGACCUUUGCCCUUGCCGUCGCCAAGUCCAAGGCGGACAUUGACGCGUGUGUGCGGGUCCGCAUCGAGGUGUUUAUCGACGAGCAGAAAUACUCGAUGGACGACGAGAUCGACGAGCAUGACAACUCUGGCGACCACGUCUCGUUCCUCGUCUCGGACACCUCGGUCGCCCCGCCCAAGCCCGUCGGCACCGUCCGCCUGAUCCCCGCCAAGGCGAAGCUCACGCGCCUCGCCGUGCUGAAGGACUACAGGAAGUACGGGCUGGGCAAGCAGCUCGUCAACGCGCUGGAGGGCUACGUCGUGUCCCACCCCGACGAGAUGACCGGGCAGGUCAAGGUCGGUGCUGAUGGCAAGAAGCGCGUGCAGAUCAAGAUCCACUCGCAGGUCCCCGUCAAGCCAUUCUACGCCAAGCUGGGCUACACACCCGUAGGCGACGAGUUCGACGAGGAUGGAACUCCCCACCAGAAGAUGGUGCAGGACUUUGUGGUCGACCAGUAAACCUGCGCGACGUCGUGGCGCUCGAGCUGUCAUCUGGGCGAUCGCUCAAUCGCCAUCGCAAUGCCCUGCUGCCGUUCGCAGACUGGCACCCAAGCCAACGUUCGCAACACAUCUUGGAACGGCAGACCCAAUCAUACACACAUCGUACAUUGCCAG